AUGACUGACUAUGAUCUCGAGCUCACCAAAACAACAAUAGCCAUGUACAUCUCAAGAGCCCUCUCAGUCCUAGCAACUGUCUUCGCCUUCACUACAACGAUUGCCGCACUCCCGACACCUGGACCUAUGCGUUCUUCGAAGAGGCGAAGAGGGAACUGCUGA
This is a messenger RNA of Parastagonospora nodorum SN15, 162 nucleotides long. RefSeq lists its product as hypothetical. The record is from RefSeq and is a predicted model, not a curated record. Lineage: Eukaryota; Fungi; Ascomycota; Dothideomycetes; Pleosporales; Phaeosphaeriaceae. The coding region runs from base 1 to 162 and encodes 53 amino acids. The transcript is spliced from 2 exons.